Podospora anserina S mat+ is the source of this 2235-nucleotide messenger RNA. RefSeq lists its product as uncharacterized. The record is from RefSeq and is a predicted model, not a curated record. NCBI's taxonomy places the organism in Eukaryota, Fungi, Ascomycota, Sordariomycetes, Sordariales, Podosporaceae. The transcript has a single exon. The coding region runs from base 1 to 2235 and encodes 744 amino acids.
AUGAAUCCCAGUGUUUGGCUACCAUUGGUCAGUUUGACCGCCCACCACAGGCUUCAGAUACUGGCAAUGGUUGGAAGUGCGUGUCUCCAGUUGUUGCACUUCUAUGCCCAGUUCCUCUCAACUUCAUGUUCUCUGAGACUGCUUUUGCCCUUCAUAUUUCUUUUCUUCAAGUUUCCCAGCGUUGACCUCAUCUCUGCUAUGUCUCAUUCACCGAAACCUCCAUCGCUAGCACCAUCCCGCAGGUCCAUUUUUCGCGAGGAAUUCAGCUCGCAGCAUACUCUUCCUCAUCUCAAUCUCGGCUUACCCGCAGCAGAGGACCACCACGGCAACAGUGCAAACACCACCAACAUGGCGGCAUUCCCAACUCCAAGGGAGGUUCGCCGACUAGCAUCUGAUCACAACUUUGUUCUCGGCGCCACUGAUCCCGCCCCCAGACGGUUGGGAAUCUUGUCAUUCAUAGGAAAGCAGCUCUCUCUUGUUGUUGCACUAAUUGCUGGUAUUAUCUCGGUGGCUGUGGCCAUUGCCUACACCGUGGCAGCAAGCAAGCAGCUGUUGCAAUGUCCAGCUUGGGCGAAUGAUUGCCGUUCGCUUGAUCUUUGGACGGCAGAAAAUCUGGGUGCGAUACAAGGGAUUAUCACAGCAGUCUAUCUCAUCGGUCUAUCUGCCUUUGCAUAUGUUUGUCAAGCACUCUGCGAAGCAGCGUUAUGGCCUCUGUUACACACUCAAACACUCACCAUCUCGGCCCUAGGGGGUUUCCUGGCUCUUAACCAUGGCAAUAUCAUGUCGCUACCUCAAGCCGCCACAGGGAUACGCUCUCUGUCUGCGGCUGUGGUCUUUGUGGUAUCUUUGCUUGCGAUCCUGCUUCCCCUGGCUGCCCCUCCGCUUGUAGGGUAUGCAUGCACGCCCAUUCUGGAGGCGGUGACGAUAUCAAGCAACAUCAGCUCGUCCGCAUCUUCUGUUUUGGACAGACCCUUCACACAGACCAACCCACCCUCACCAGCCUUCAUCCCAGCACUAUCAGCAUACAACACCUACGCCAAUAACCCAGCAUCUGAACCACUACCAUCCUUCAGAAACUGGCUCUUUGACAGGUCAAUCCUUGCCACCAGAGGUAGUUUCACCGCAAAAGCCGUCCACCUCGACACAAACAUCACCUGCCACGGCCAGCAGCUGCAACAACUCCACAGGAACAAUGCCCCCAUUAACGCCUUCAAAACAACAACCAACCUCUCCAGCAGCCGCCACAAGCCCUCCGGGGAAGUAUGGUUCACCCCCCAACCUCACCUCACGGUCUUCCUCGACGACGUCAACUUCCACUCGACCAACAUAAUCAACACAACAAUCAUCCUCGCCGCCAUAAACGGCACCAUCUCCGGCGGCCAAACAACCAACCUCACCCUAGGCAACAUCAAAUCCGUCUCAGCAAUCAGCUGCUCAGUUCUCCUCUCCGUCAACGACGAUGUCCUAACCAUUGGCCCCGCGCCCCCUAACCCAACUCGCCCAGUAUUGUCCUCCCUCUCGGACCUCAACCUAACCUCCACCCUCCUCUGGCUCACCGCCUCCCCUCUCCUCGUCACCCAAGCAAUACUCUCCAACUCCACCCUCACCCGCCUCGACUCCAACAAGUGGACUAUCCCCGGUCUUGAGUCCUUCCUCCACUUUUCCAUAGCAGCAAUGGCUACAUCCCUUUUCAGCAGCUCCCCCUCUCAAACCCCAACCCAUCAGCAAAAGCUUGUUUCAGCAAUAGAGACCAAAAAGCUCAGCACCGAACGAGCGUUUUUGCUGCUUGUCCCCCCACUGUUGUACACCUUUUUUAUUAUCUUCAUGGCACUGUGGGAUGUGGUCAUGCACAAGAAAUAUCAAAUCCCCGUCAUGAGAGGCAUGUCCGUAUCCGAGGUGACAAAAAGCUCCCAGACAGCUUGGAUGAGGGAGCAAGCUGGGGCUGAUGGGGCAAAGAGUCAUUUACCCUCUCAGCUGGGGGGGUUAAGCGUGAGGUUUGGGGUUGUAGGUGGUGGAGAGGUUGGGUUUGGGCCGGCAAGGGGAGCGGUGUCAGGUUUUGUGAUGGGGAAGGAUAAGGGGAAGGGGAGGGAUGGGAGUCGGGUUCAUGUCGGGGGUAGGGUCCACCCUGGACAUAGCAGUGUAAGCUGGGUGGAGGAGGAGGAUCGUGGUGGGAGGGAUAAAGGGAGAGGGUAUCGGGCGGAGGGGGGGGAGUGGCCGAGGAAUAGUGAUUUGUGA